AUGAAGAUCGGCUAUCACGGAAUCUACUACCUCUUUCCCAUUCUCACCUUUGCUUUUUGGACCACUGCCAUUGUCGGUCUCCUCGUCAUUUGGGCCGUCCGAGACAACUUCCGCCAAUACGAAGGCGAAGAAGCAUCCAUCGUUUUCAUCUCCGACGUCGGUGCAUUGCACAAGACCUUCUUUAUCAUCUUCUGCUGUCUCACCGCUACAUUCUACAUUCUCACAUCCCUCGCUGAACGACACCUCCGUCAUACACGCAAAAUCCCCGGUUCGGUCCGAAAGAAGCAGACGAUCCUCGAUAUCUGCUCCGUCAUCUGCGCGACUAUCGGCUCCGCUGCGCUCAUUCUCUUGAGCGUGUUUGACGCGUUCAACUACAGCAGGGUUCAUUGGUCGAUGACUUUGAUCUUUGUUGUGUUUGUUGCGCUUUCGGUGCUGUUCCAGGUUUUGCAGGUGUUUUCGCUCUCGCACGACCACGACAGAUUGGCGACGUUAAAGGUUAUUGCCAUCACCAAGGCCAUCAUUCUCCCACUUGCCAUUGCGGGUGCUAUCGCUUUCAUCAUCUGCUACGGCAUUUGCCGUGGUGAUGCUUUACCCGGCGACAACCGAUGCGAUCGUAUCGUUAGUGCAGCAGCGGUCUGCGAAUGGGCGAUUGCAUUCUUGUUGGACAUCUUCUUCUUGACUUAUCUGGUGGAUCUCUGGCCCGUACACAAGCGUGCUCAGAAGGGUCUGAGCGAGGAUGGAACGAUGGUGGAGAACAAACAGUUGGCAAGGGAACAGGGUGUCGCUCACAACCACCCAAUUGCCCCGCAUGCUGUUGAGGGUGUCAGAGAUUAUGAUAACACCUACUACCCCAGUGAAGCCGCUCAGCAGUACCACCAGCAAGAGGUUAACGGUUACGGUGUUCAGCCUGCACCUGCGGGUAUGACGACUGGUGCAAAUGUUAGUCCCAAUGCCGCUCCUUCGACUUUGCCCGGUUCGGAGAGGGGUAGUUUAUACCAGACACCUAUGACUGAGGCUAGACCUUAUCCUAACAACGCGACUGGGCACAACACUUCCCAGGCUUAG
Messenger RNA from Ustilago hordei, 1065 nucleotides. RefSeq lists its product as uncharacterized. The record is from RefSeq and is a predicted model, not a curated record. The coding region runs from base 1 to 1065 and encodes 354 amino acids. NCBI's taxonomy places the organism in Eukaryota, Fungi, Basidiomycota, Ustilaginomycetes, Ustilaginales, Ustilaginaceae. Gene Ontology annotation, cellular component: plasma membrane. The transcript has a single exon.